Messenger RNA from Perca fluviatilis (European perch), 903 nucleotides. Its product is annotated as low affinity immunoglobulin gamma Fc region receptor II-c-like. Gene Ontology annotation, biological process: cell surface receptor signaling pathway. Gene Ontology annotation, molecular function: transmembrane signaling receptor activity. NCBI's taxonomy places the organism in Eukaryota, Metazoa, Chordata, Actinopteri, Perciformes, Percidae. Bases 20 to 817 code for a protein of 265 amino acids. The transcript is spliced from 9 exons. The record is from RefSeq and is a predicted model, not a curated record.
CAGUCAGCAGCAAGGGAACAUGGAAGUCACAGCACUGUGCAUCAGACUGUUGGUGAAUGGACUGUUGCUGCUCACUGCUCAAGCUCAGAGCAGUUACUAUAUUCAGAAAGCUGAUGCAGUUUUUCCUCGUAUUGAUCCAAACAGACUGCAGUUCUUUGAAUAUGAAUCCAUCUCAUUUUAUUGUGAGGGGUUUCACGGUCCAACGGAAUGGAGAGUGAUGAAAAAGAUUCCCUCGAAUACUACUCAAUGGGCUACAUCGAAAGGGUUCUUGAACAUUAAAGUAGCCUUUGAAUCACACAGUGGAGAAUACUGGUGUGAAAAUGGAGAGGGAGAGAGAAGCAACAGCGUUAACAUCACGGUUACUGCUGGUGAUGUGAUCCUGGAGUGUCCUGCUGUCCCUGUGAUGGAACAACAGACUAUUACUCUGCGCUGUAGAAAAAAGGUGACAUCCGACAGCCUCGCAGCCGAUUUCUACAAAGAUGGCCACUUCAGUGAGACUGGAUACACAAGCCAGAUAACCAUUCACAAUGUUUCCAAGUCCAAUGAAGGACUUUACAAGUGCAAAAUCAGUGGAUUUCGAAGAGCAUCACCAGAGAGUAGGCUGGCUGUCACAGAGACAACACCUCAAGUGUUGCUGUCGGUGGUGGGACUACUUUGCUGUCGGAAACAUAGAGUUGCAUGCUUUUCCUCUGAGAUGCCAACAACAGGAUCAGACCCAGUUUGUGAACAUGCCAAUGUAGCUGAACCACAUUGUCAAAUAUAUGCUAAUGUGCCAGAACACCGGACAAAAAGAGGUCGCCGAGAGCCAAAACACUGAAUACUGGCUGAAGGAUGGAGGAGAGGCUCUGUUAAAGCUCGGUUGUGUGUGCAGGAUCAACCCAGUCUCACGGCAGUUCGUGUAAA